This is a messenger RNA of Carlito syrichta (Philippine tarsier), 441 nucleotides long. Its product is annotated as alanyl-tRNA editing protein Aarsd1-like. The transcript is spliced from 4 exons. Gene Ontology annotation, molecular function: nucleotide binding; Ser-tRNA(Ala) deacylase activity. NCBI's taxonomy places the organism in Eukaryota, Metazoa, Chordata, Mammalia, Primates, Tarsiidae. Gene Ontology annotation, biological process: regulation of translational fidelity. The record is from RefSeq and is a predicted model, not a curated record. Bases 17 to 409 code for a protein of 130 amino acids.
CCGGGCGACUGUGGAGAUGGCGUUCCGGUGUCAGCGGGACAGCUACGCGCGGCAGUUCACCACCACCGUGGUCUCCUGCCGUCCCGCUGAGCUGCAGACCGAAGGGAGCCCCGGCCAGAAAGAAGUGCUGCGCGGGUUCCACGUGGUGCUGGAAGACACGCUGCUUUUCCCCGAGGGCGGGGGACAGCCUGAUGAUCGUGGUACAAUCAAUGACAUUUCUGUGCUGAGAGUGACCCGCCGGGGCAUCCAGGCUGAUCAUUUCACACAGACACCCCUGGACCCUGGUAGCCAGGUCCUGGUCCGGGUGGACUGGGAGCGCAGAUUUGACCACAUGCAGCAGCAUUCAGGGCAGCAUCUCAUCACAGCGGUUGCUGACCAUCUGUUUGAGCUGAAGACAACAUCAUGGUGAGUGGGAGGCAUAGGACUAACUUUAGGGGCUGG